This is a messenger RNA of Trachymyrmex cornetzi, 875 nucleotides long. RefSeq lists its product as uncharacterized. The coding region runs from base 11 to 856 and encodes 281 amino acids. The record is from RefSeq and is a predicted model, not a curated record. The transcript has 2 exons. NCBI's taxonomy places the organism in Eukaryota, Metazoa, Arthropoda, Insecta, Hymenoptera, Formicidae.
GCCACGAAACAUGCCGGUCGAACGUUCACCUGACAGGACGAGGUCAGAAAGUACAAGCGAUUAUCCUGAAAGCAAGGACAUGGCUCCUACAAGUCCACAGCUGGCUACCGCAGCGGGUGGCUUAGGCAGUGGAGGCGUUGGAUCAACAAUCAAUGCCACAUACGCUGUACGCCUCCCACCAUUCUGGAGGGAUAAUCCGCAACUGUGGUUCGCGCAAGUAGAGGCAGCAUUCUCAAUCGUUGCAGAUAUUGUAACAUCUCCGCCAGACAAAGAAAAAUAUGACGCCAUCAAAGGACGCCUGGUCUCCGUCCUCGGAGAGACAACAGCCACGAGGAUUAGACGCUUGCUUGCUACACAUGAACUUGGAGAUGACAAACCCUCAAUAUUCCUACAACGCUUGCGAAACCUUGCCGAAGGACAAGUCAGCGACCAGAUACUCAAAUCAAUAUUUAUGGAGCGUCUGCCAGAGAAUAUACGCGCAAUCUUAGCCAUUAGUGAGGUAACUGAUCUCAGUAAGUUAGCCGCACAAGCAGAUAAAGUAAUGGAAGUAGCAAAACCAUUUCCGGGGAGUAUCCAAGCGAUGAGUCCUAAAACCGGUGAUAAUACUAGCUUAGUCAAUAAAGUUUCAGUAGACAUAGUAGAACUGACCAAGCAGAUAGCUAAACUGACUAAACAAGUCAGAAGCAGAUCCAGAAGCAAGUCACGAGGACGCAGAAACUUCGACAGAAGACCGCGUAGCAAAUCCCAAGCGCGCGACAAUAAAGAACUAUGUUACUACCACAACAAAUUCGGCGCACAAGCAUACAAAUGUGCACCGCCUUGCACAUGGAAAAAAAAGACCAGUACGGAAAACUAGAAGAAUCGUCACGAUUACA